Messenger RNA from Lytechinus variegatus (green sea urchin), 2159 nucleotides. RefSeq names its product peroxisomal targeting signal 2 receptor-like. Gene Ontology annotation, cellular component: peroxisomal matrix; cytosol. The record is from RefSeq and is a predicted model, not a curated record. Gene Ontology annotation, biological process: protein import into peroxisome matrix. Gene Ontology annotation, molecular function: protein binding. NCBI's taxonomy places the organism in Eukaryota, Metazoa, Echinodermata, Echinoidea, Temnopleuroida, Toxopneustidae. The transcript has 8 exons. Bases 387 to 1361 code for a protein of 324 amino acids.
UUACUGGGGACAGGACAUUUUAACAGUCUACUUCUUUGGACUUACCUUUGCAAGCUGAUAGUAAUGACACAAUUCCAAAGAUAAAGCACCACGUGACUGCGACUUAAUUUUGGCUGUUUGCGGGGUUCUAAUUCUGGCAGAAAGCUCAGCCUCAGCAGCAACGAAACCGAACUCUACGUCCCCGGGGGCCAGGGCCGAUGCCAGGGCAGUAGUACAGUAGACAGUAGUCACUAGUGGUGUCGCUGGAUGGACAAUCGCAGGCGCAGUUCAGCAGCAGCUGUCUCAUCUCAUUUGGAAUUAUUGAUUGCAACAAAGGAGGAUGCUGUCAGAUUGAAAGUUUAAAAUAUUUUUACUUAUUUCACUGAAUUGAGCCUGAAGAGUAGACUAUGAAUCAUCAUCCAAGACCUCCAAUAGCCUUCAAAUCUCCUGGUCGCCAUGGAUACGCAGUGGAGUUUUCUCCAUAUCUUCCCCAGCGCCUUGCUGUGGCAACGGCCCAACACUAUGGUAUUGCUGGAACUGGCACUCUAUUCCUGAUCGACAUCACACCCGCUGGUGCCGUCCUCCUGGGAACAUUUGACUGGAAGGAGGGCCUGUUUGAUCUGACAUGGUCUGAGAGCAAUGAGAGACUCAUUAUGACAGGGAGUGGGGACGGGUCCAUCCAACUCUGGGAUAUUAACAUCCCAGCUGAACCAGUCAAAGUAUUCAAGGAACAUGGUCGAGAGGUCUACAGUGUGAACUGGAAUCAGACCCGGGACCAGAACUUUGUCCUUUCCGCUUCCUGGGACAAGACCAUCAAGUUAUGGGAUACCAACCGGGACCAUUCUCUCCAGACCUUUGUAGGCCACAGACACAAUGUCUACAGUGCCGUCUGGUCUCCUCUUGUUCCCGGGUGCUUUGCUUCCUCAUCAGGUGAUGGCUCUUUGUGUGUAUGGGACAUUCGAAGACCACAGAAACCUAGAUUCCUCAUCCCUGUCAGCAAAGCAGAUGUCAUAUCAUGUGACUGGUGUAAAUAUGAUCAGAAUAUCAUUGUUGCUGGUUCAGUUGAUUGUAAGAUCCGUGGUUGGGACCUUCGCUAUGCAACUAAAGUACUCUUUCAACUUGGUGGACACACACAUGCAAUAAGGAGGAUAAAGUGUUCUCCUCAUAGUAAGACGGUGCUAGCCUCCUCAUCGUAUGACUUCACAGUACGAACAUGGGAUUUUGCUAGGCAGCCUACUCCCCUCGAGACCAUUGAAAAUCAUACUGAGUUUGUUUGUGGACUAGACUUCAAUGUACAUGUGCCCGGACAGUUAGCAGACUGUGCUUGGGAUGAGAGGACCGUGGUGUAUGUUCCUAAAUCUCUCGCUGCUUUUAACACAUGAUGAAGGUGUAUACCUGUUGUAUCCUUGGCUUAACAGCAAAACCCCUCUGGUGUAUUCAUCGUUUGAUCAAUGAUUUCUAGAGAUAUAUUGAUUUGAAUACUUGGCUUAACACCGUCACCUUUGCAGUGUGCUCAUGGUUUGAUCAGUGAGUUCUAGAAAUAUAUUGAUAUAUAUCCUUGGUUUAACACCAAAACAUCUCUGGUGUAUUCCUGGUUUGAUCAAUGAUUUCUAGAAAUGUAUUGAUUUGAAUACUUGGCUUAACACCAAAACCUCUGCAGUGUGCUCAUGGUUUGGUCAGUGAGUUCUAGAAAUAUAUUGAUAUAUAUCCUUGGUUUAACACCAAAACAUCUCUGGUGUAUUCAUGGUUUGAUCAAUGAUUUCCAGAAAUUCAUUGAUGUGAAGACCAAGAGUAGCAUGGGGGAAUGAGAUGAUGAUAUCCUGUGGACUAUUAAAGGUGUUACCUCAUUUCCUCUUGAAUGAUCUCCUGCAAGGUGUGAGUAUGGAUGCAUAGGCAAGCUAGAUGGGAAUGGACUUGAUAGUCACUUAGCACCCAUAUCUGAUGAUAAACUUUCGCUGAUCUAUCAUCCUGUGAGAUUUGAGUAUUGACACAAAGUCUUGUAACAAAGACGAUACCAUACAUACUGUUUGACAAAUUUAUUAUGCGUUUGCUUUGUACCUCACAUGUGUGUGCUUAUCAAUUAUGUUAUCUGUGAUCAACUCUGAGUAUUAGGUGCCGGGUCAUAAUAUGGAUGGCUCUGAUUUGGGCUGAUAUCUUGUUCGGGUUUUUUGUGUAUGAUU